ACAAGUUAUGCUCAUCCUCAGCUCGCGCAUGACACGUUUCCACAUAGCCAGUUGCUUCAUCUCCACGUCCAGUCAGAGAACCUCAAACUCCCAUCUCCUCAAGAAGUCCUUUUCUCCACUCCACCCUUGUCUCCAGCCAACAUGUCCACCGGGUCCAUCAGCGAUGUGGAUGAAUUUCACGAAUCUGAGCUGCUGGAUGGUCUUCUGAAAUUCGGUUCCGGUAAAGACCCGGGGACAUCAAACGAGAGCACGGAGGACAGCUCGAACUGCGAAGGCGCGUCGGUGUCAGAAUGUACAGGAAAGAGGCGCAAAUCAGCCAAUAUGCGCAGAUCAGCGCCCAAUGGUGUGGCCCAAGAGGGCAAGCAGGUCCAGAGGAACGCAGCUAACGCGCGCGAGAGGGCGAGGAUGCGCGUGCUCAGCAAAGCCUUCUCCCGGCUGAAGACGACGUUACCGUGGGUCCCGCCGGACACCAAACUCUCCAAGCUGGACACUCUGCGGCUGGCCUCCAGCUACAUCGCGCACCUGCGACAGAUACUCGCCAAUGACAAAUAUGGGAAUGGCUACAUACAUCCCGUCAACCUGACGUGGCCGUUUAUGGUGGCUGGCAAACCAGAAAAUGAACUCAAAGAAAUGCUGAAUUCUACACGUUUAUGCGGGACUACAGCUUCCUGAGACUCAAGAUGGACUUAAAACAUGGACCUAUUUUAAAUAGUUUAUUUCUAAAAAGAGUGACAUUUCAUCUCUUACCCAAACACACGAGUGGGAAUAACUGGGGACAACAUCCUCACUCGCAUUCCUGUAAAGAGAAAGUGAUAUCUAUUUAAAUGUUCACACGUGGGCCUUGCUGGUUCAAGGCAACAGUGUGUGAUGUUUUUUUUUUUUUUUUUUUUUUUUCAAUUCAACUACUUUUAUGAAGAUUGUCAUCACUUUUUUUAAUUAAAAAUCACGAGACGUCAUUAUACUGGGCUUUUUGGUGACGCCGAGUGUCAUGUCACGCGCCUUUGUUGUUGGCAUUAGAAUAAUUGUAAAUAAAACAAAUAUUGAAGUUAUAGUUUCAAAUGAA
This is a messenger RNA of Danio rerio (zebrafish), 1063 nucleotides long. It is a transcript of the gene tcf21, whose product is annotated as transcription factor 21. Gene Ontology annotation, molecular function: protein dimerization activity. NCBI's taxonomy places the organism in Eukaryota, Metazoa, Chordata, Actinopteri, Cypriniformes, Danionidae. Gene Ontology annotation, cellular component: nucleus. The record is from RefSeq and is marked validated. Gene Ontology annotation, biological process: striated muscle tissue development.